CUUGUGUGUGAAUAAUUUGUUACUAGCGUACGUGUCGUCCUUGAGUUCCAUUUCUUUCCCGUCUUCUCGCUUUUUCUUCCCGGAUGUGCGGCAAUUCGCCAUCGACUCGACCUUGUCUUUUGACAGAGCCGCACUCCAGCAUCCCGGCCAAGGUGAUCCACUGGAACCGCCAGGUAGAAGGACCGCAAGGCUCAGCAGUGUUCGUGCCGUGUGAGGCUCAGGGCCACCCGCAGCCUUCGUACCGCUGGUACCGCCAGUACGGUGCGCGACUGCGGCCACUGCUGCCCAUUACCGAGCCGGGUAUCGUGCUCGUCGGUGGUACGCUCGUGUUCCGUCGGGCUUCGGUCCAGGACAGUGCAACCUAUGUGUGCGUCGUCAGCAACGGAGCAGGUGCGGAGGAAAAGAACGAGAUACAGGUCCUGGUCACAGAACCUCUGGAAGUACAAAUGUGGCCCAGAACCCGGGAGGUGCGGUCGGGCGACUCGCUGACGCUCAACUGCAGCGUCUCGGGCUUUCCCGUACGAUCGGUCACGUGGUCCAAGGACGGACGGCCGAUCGUGGGUCCCUCCGCUGCUGCAGCAGCGACGUCGGCCGGCGGCGGCAGCGCUGCGUCACUGUCGCGGCGCGUGCUGAUGCUCAACCGGUACGCGCUGAGGAUACAGGCGGCGCAGAGCGACGACUCCGGCGUCUACCAGUGCCACGCGACGAACGAGAGGGACUCCUCGCAGGCGCACGCCUACGUCCACGUCAAGUCGGAGCCACCCGUGCUGGUUUCCCACUUUGACGAUAUCGUCGUGCGGCGGGACGAGCCAGUGUCCCUCCGGUGUGCAGCCACAGGAACCCCACUGCCCCAGAUAACGUGGUCUAUUUAUGACGUCCAAGUUCAGGACUCCAGCCGAGUCCGUGUCGGUGACUACGUGAGCCGGGAUGGGUCCGUGAUCAGCUUCGUAAACAUCACGAGGGUCAGGCCCGAAGAUGGCGGUGCCUACCGCUGCGAGGCGUCCAACGAACACGGUUCGGACGCCCACUCCGGUCGCCUGAACGUGCUCGGUCCACCAGCGGUGCACACGAUGCCUAAUCGAACAGUAGUGGCGGGGCGCAGGGCGAUGUUGCAUUGCCCGUACUCCGGAUUUCCCGUGACCAGGGUCAUCUGGCGUAAAGACGGGAAGAGCCUGCCCAGCAGUAAACGCGUGAUGCCGUACCAGAACGGCUCCCUCGUACUGGAGACCGUGAGCCGCAAGGACGACGAAGGGCGCUACUCUUGCACGGUACGCAACGAGCAUGGCAGCGAAGCCCGGAACCACCUCUACCUCAGGGUUCUCGUGCCGCCCUCGAUCACGCCCUUCUCGUUUCCGGAGAAACCUCAGCUGGGCUCUCGCGCCAGCGUUACCUGCAGUGUGCCCGACGGCGACCCGCCCAUACGUCUGUCGUGGCUUCGCGACGGCGUGCCCCUGGACUCGUCCCCGUCGGCCGGAAGGGAAGGCGUCUCGUUUGGUCACGUGGACGACUUCAUCUCCACGCUGGUGUUUAAGUCCUUACGCGAGGAGCACACUGCAGUGUACACCUGCCUGGCUGCUAACGAAGCCGCCGCUGUCAACUACUCCGCGCCACUCGUUGUCUACGCACCACCAAGAUGGCGGCUGGAGCCCGCAGACACGACGGUAACGACGGGCGAGCGAGUGACCCUGGACUGCCAGGCUGACGGGACCCCUGAACCUAGGGUUCGUUGGAAGAAGUCGGCAGGACCUCAAAGCGCCGAAUUCCGCACCGUUAUAAGUAGCUCUCGCAUGCAAGCACUGGUGAACGGAUCCCUCGUAAUCCAAGAAGUUGAGACCUCGGACGCCGGCGGCUAUAUGUGUGAAGCCUCGAACGGCGUCGGUCUGCCCCUUUACACCGUGGUGCAGGUUAAUGUCCACGCUCCAGCCAAAGUGAGGCAGCGCUUCAUGUCCCACAUGGCGGGAAGGGGACAAGUGGUGAAGCUUCGUUGCGAAGCCACGGGAGACGAACCCAUCAGCUUCUUUUGGUCAAAAGACAGCAAGCCCAUCAAAGCAUUCUCCAUUCCCAGGUACACCAUCAAAGACCACUCCCGCGAAGAGUCUCCCUGGUCCGAGCUGAUGAUACUGCUCGCCGAGAAGAAUGACACCGGUACCGUCAAAUGCGAGGUCUCCAACGCCUACGGGCACGACGAGCAGGUGACACACCUCUCCAUACAAGACAGGCCCGAUGAGCCUCCCAGGCCGGAAGCGCUGAACGUUCUCAGCCGAUCUGUCACCGUUUUGUGGAAAAGUCCCAGCGACGGGAACUCGCCCAUCACCAAGUACAUCGUACAAUACAAAAGGAGCAUCGAGUCUUGGGAGAAGCAGCUGAGCGAAAUGGUUGCCGAGGCCGACCAGAGCCAGGUGACUGUACAGGAUCUGCAUCCACUGACAGAGUACAACUUUCGGGUGCUCGCUGAAAAUGCCAUUGGUAUCGGGCCACCCAGUGAGGCGUUGACCGUCAUCACUGAUGGCGAAGUGCCCGCAACUCCACCACAGAGCGUGAAGGUGACGGCAGUCAGCUCAAGAAAAAUAGAAGUAUCGUGGAAGCCACCGCCGGUGCACCUGCAGUACGGCGAGAUUCAGGGAUAUUACGUGGGCUACCGCGUGCACGGCUCCACUGAGCCGUACGUCUUCAAGACCGUCACCGGCACCUCGUCUUCGCCGGGAAAGUCCGUGACGCGCUGCGUGGUGGACAACCUGCAGCGCGCCACGGCCUACGCCGUCGUGGUGCAAGCGUUCAACGACAAAGGGGCGGGACCGCUCUCGGACGAGAUCAUGGUGCAGACGCACGAGCAGGAUCCACCACCACCACCUCUGGUCACCGUAGCAUCCAGAACGACCGACUCCAUCGAACUGUCCUGGACACCACAGGAUGAAGGAAAAGAAGUCGUCGAAGGCUACGUUGCCCGCUACCGCACGCAGGAAGGCCUCGAGUGGAGUGAAGUUUCCAUAGGUCCCGAGAAGCGGAGCUACCUGUUUGAAGGCCUGCAGUGUGGCAGCACAUAUUCUUUGUCUGUACUCAGCUUCAACCGCAACGGACGCAGUGAGCCCGAAGAGCUACUCCAAGUCAAAACAGAGGGAACAGCACCCCAGGCUCCUUCGCCAAAGACGGCUGUACUGCCCAACGUGACGAGCCUAGGCUUGGUGCUGGCGGCUUGGCGCGACGGCGGCUGCCCCAUCAGCCACUUCCUGGUUCAAUACCGGCCACGUGACGAACUGGACUGGACGCUGCUGUCGUCACGGGUGAUACCCGACCGAGACGUGGUGUUCCUCGGAGACAUGGCGCCAGGAACCUGGUACCAGCUGCUCGUGGUCGCCUACAACAGCGCCGGCUCCACCAAAGCCGAGUACACCGUCGCCACGCUAACGCUUGCAGGAAAUCCCCUAGAACCGGACAAAAUAUCGGAGGCUGGACGCGACAGCGGCAGUCCUCGGUACCGCAGCUUGUCCAUCAUCGUGCCCAUCUGCUGUUCCAUCAUUGUCCUCAUGGCUGUCACUGUGGCCAUCAUGGUGCUCGUCUGCCGAAGAAGAUCUUCCGGAACCCCUCCAUCGGCCAUCAGUACCUAUGAAGGUGUGCGCAUGUGCGAGGAUCUCAAGAUGGACUCGCUCAUCAUGUCGGAGCUAGAAAAACCUCGCGGAGGCUGCGGCGGCGGAAGUGGCGACGCCGGCAGCCGCGAGUACUACCCGUCGCCGUACGCGUCGUCCAAGCUGCCCGACAUCUCCCGUCGUGCCAGCGCAGGCGACGACGGCGAUGAGCCUUGCCCUCGGGCCAUGGCCGCCGCGGGUGUCUCCAUGUCGCCGUACGCCUCGGCCAGGAUGGUCGAGCACACGUACGACGUGCCACAGCAUCCGCGAGACGGCUCGAAAUCCCAUGCAUUUAAAAGUGAUCUUAAGCAUACUUUAUGUAACGACAAGCUCCAAAGUCACAUAGAAUUGUGCAAAAAGGAGCAAUACUAUCAGCGGCUCGCUGGUAAAGGACGCCCGUCGGCGUACGGUUAUAGCGGCUGUCAAGAACCCAUCAAUCACUCGUCGGGCACCGCUUACCGCUGGUCCGAGCCCGGCGAGUCCGACCGGCCGGACAGGUGGUGUUUAAGUGAAAGAGACUUGCACUUGAGCGCUUUUCACGCGCCUUGUACUGGAGGAAAUAUGCCUGAGUUUAAUGAAAUAUCGGACACCGAGUGUGACCGGGACCUGGAGCGACUUGAGCAGGCAGAGAUGAAAUACCGUUCGUCGCUCCAGCGGCACAGCUUGUACGCAUCUGUCCAAUAGGAAUGGAACGAAAGGAACAGGAAGACCACCGACGGGGCCUCAAUGUUUUUUCAUAUCAGCGUGACUUCUCCAUUGCCUUGACACCAGCGAGAUAAUCAAAAGUGAAAAAAAAAUGCUGCACAGCUCCUAAACAAAUGAGCAUCUUUAUACCGCGAUGUAACGCCGCUCCAUGAGCGCAUAUUUCUACAAAGGCUGCACCGUUUUUUGUCGUUAGAGUACAGGCCACUACGCUCGUAACUUCGCCAACUCCAGCCCCAACGCUUGCGCAGAGGAGCACAAGAAGGCUUUGGGCAGCAAGGGUAAUAACGCGGAGAAUCGGGCGAGUUGAUGUUUCGGGCCACAGCUUUAAAUAGCGAAAGAAAACACGCGCAACCUGUGAAGCAGAGCAGACACUUAAAUGCUCCUUUGCGUGUUUGGAUUUCUUCAUUGUCACGUAUUGUGUCCUUCUUUUUUCGCUUGACAAUUAAAGUUUUUCUUGUUCAUCGUCGCUA
This is a messenger RNA of Dermacentor albipictus, 4798 nucleotides long. RefSeq names its product cell adhesion molecule Dscam1-like. Gene Ontology annotation, molecular function: protein binding. Lineage: Eukaryota; Metazoa; Arthropoda; Arachnida; Ixodida; Ixodidae. Gene Ontology annotation, cellular component: plasma membrane; axonal growth cone; cell surface. Gene Ontology annotation, biological process: neuron migration; axon guidance; cell-cell adhesion. The record is from RefSeq and is a predicted model, not a curated record.